AUGCCGCAUCCUGUCUCGCCGCCCAUGCAUCCUCUGCCAACCGUCGCCAAACCCGGCGAACCCCCACCGGUGCCUUCUCAGGCUGACAUCUCGGCCAUUCUCAACACAGUCUUCACGGCGCCGACUUCCAACGCCUCCAUCGAUGCCUCCUAUGGCCUGUGCGAACUCUUCCUGAACAACCCGGCCGUCGGUUUCCGUGGUCUGCAGACCUACGGUGUCCUGGCCGAGAUCAAGAAGGCCGCGAGCGACAAGAAGAGCGGCCUGCGCCGAGAGAGCGCGCAGAAUCUGCUGGGUGCCAUCUUCGAACGCUUCCCUCCCAAGCAGCCCGUCAGCGAGGUCAUCCUUCUCCUCCAAGAUGGCGGCGUGGUGAGCACGGCCCUCGACGCCCUCUCCGACAAGGGCUCUGUCGUGCGCGAUGCUGCUCAGUAUGGCCUCGACGCCCUCUUCGGCCACCUGAGCCCCGAGGCCCUGGUCGUCGGCCUCCUGCCCGCCCUCGUUGCCUAUCUCGAGAAGAAGACUGGCAAGUGGCAGGGUACCGUCGGCGCCCUCAAGCUGAUGCAGAAGAUGGCCGACAAGGCCAAGCUGGAGAUUGGUGGAACAAAGGAGGACGCCCUCGAGAAGGAUAUCCUCCGCGAAGCCAUGGGCACCAAGCUGGCCCGCCUGAUCCCUAUCGUAGAGGGUGGUAUGCACGAUCUCAAGGCCGACGUCGAGAAACAGGCCGUCCACACCAUGAACUCUUUGACGACCCUCCUCUCCAACGACGAUGUCGCUCCCCGCAUUCCCCUGCUCGUCGACACGCUGCAACAUCCCUCACCUCAGUCUCUGCAGAAGGCGAUCCACGCCCUCUCCCAGACCACCUUCGUCGCCGUUGUCACGUCUCCAGUGCUCGCGCUGCUGACGCCCUUCCUCGAACGCUCGCUCAACAGCCCCAACACGGCGCAAGAGGUUCUGCGGCAGACUGUCGUCAUUGUCGAGAACUUGACCAAGCUGGUGCACGACCCCAUCGAGGCCCGAACCUUCUUGCCCAAGCUGCAGCCCGGUGUCAAGAGUGUCGUCGACCGAGCCUCCCUCCCCGAAGUCCGCGAGCUGGCCACCCGCGCCAUGAACGUCAUGGACAAGGCCAUGGCUAUGGACAAGGCUGAUGUCUACGAGCGCACGGUGGGCGAUGAUGUUGCCAAGGUUCUCGACGUCGAAAUCCGGAAGAACGGCGGACUGGCCGGCGACCUCGACACUUACAAGGUGCUCAGGCCUUAUAUCUGCGACAUGGUGGCUGAGGAUGUCAACCAUCGCCAUAUCACUAGGAUCGGGGCGAGAAUCACCCCCUACCUCCAGGGGCUCAUGCAGAACGCCACCGCACACAGCGACGUUGGUGCCGCAGUGCAGCAGUUCUAUCUCGAGGAGGACCACCGAAAAUACGGAGUGCCGGAGAAAGAGGACGAUGGCGAGGUUGAGAUUGUCAACGCAGACUUCUCCCUGGCCUACGGCGGCAUGCUUCUCCUCUCGCAUACCAACCUGAGGCUGCUGAAGGGCCACCGCUACGGCCUCGUCGGUCGCAACGGUGCAGGGAAGUCCACCUUGAUGAAGAGUAUUGCCGGUGGCAAGCUGGAGGGUUUCCCGCCCCAGGAUGUGCUCCGAACAUGCUACGUCGAGCACAACCAGGGUGAGGAUGCCGACAUCAGCAUUCUCGAGUUCGUUUCCAAGGACCCUACCAUUGCCAAGGAGGGCCAGGAGCGUAUUAUUCAGGUCUUGGAAGAGGUCGGUUUUACAUCGGGACCCGAGGGCCGCCAGUCGCACAAGGUUGGCUCGCUUUCUGGUGGUUGGAAGAUGAAGCUGGCUCUGGCUCGUGCCAUGCUGCAGCGCGCCGACGUCCUGCUGUUGGACGAACCUACUAACCAUCUUGAUGUCGCCAACAUCAAGUGGCUCGAGAACUACCUCAAGACGCACACCGACAUCACCAGCUUGAUCGUCUCCCACGACUCUGGUUUCCUCGACGAGGUCACCACCGACAUCUACCACUACGAGCCUGGCAAGAAGCUCGGUCACUACAAGGGCAACCUAGCUGCCUUUGUCGAGAUCAAGCCCGAGGCCAAGAGCUACUACACCCUUUCUGCCAGCCAGGUCCAGUUCAAGUUCCCGCCCCCUGGUAUCCUGACCGGCGUCAAGUCUUCGACCCGUGCCAUCAUCCGCAUGAGCAACGUCUCCUACACCUACCCCAAGGCUCCCAAGCCCUCUCUUGCCGAGGUUUCUUGCCAGCUUUCACUCUCCUCCCGCGUCGCCGUCAUCGGCCCCAACGGUGCCGGCAAGUCGACUCUCAUCAAGCUUCUGACUGGUGAGGUUAUCCCCACCACCGGCAAGGUCGAGAAGCACCCCAACCUGCGUAUUGGUUACAUCAAGCAGCACGCGCUCGAGCACGUCGAGAUGCACCUUGAGAAGACCCCCAACCAGUACCUGCAGUGGCGGUAUGCCCACGGUGACGAUCGCGAGGUGCAUAUGAAGCAGACUCGCAUGGUCUCGGACGCGGACCGCGCUCAGAUGGAGAAGUUUAUCGAUGUGGGCGAGGGCAAGGGCCAGCGCCAGAUCGAGGCGCUUGUUGGACGUCAAAAGUACAAGAAGACGUUCCAGUACGAAGUCAAAUGGAAGAACAUGCUGCCCAAGCACAACUCGCAGUUCUCCCGCGAGACCCUCCUCGAGCUCGGCUACGACAAGCUGGUUCAGGAAUUCGACGACCACGAGGCCUCGCGCGAGGGUCUGGGCUACCGUGAGCUCCAGCCCUCGGUCAUCUCGAAGCACUUUGAGGACCUGGGUCUCGACCCGGAGAUCGCCAACCACAACGAGAUCGGCUCCCUGUCCGGAGGCCAGAAGGUCAAGGUCGUGAUCGCGGGUGCCAUGUGGAACAACCCGCACUUGCUGGUGCUCGACGAGCCGACCAACUUCCUGGACCGCGACUCGCUCGGCGGCCUGGCCGUCGCGAUCCGCGACUUCAAGGGCGGCGUGGUCAUGAUCUCCCACAACGAGGAGUUCGUGGGCGCGCUGGCCUCGGAGCAGUGGCACAUCAACGACGGGCGCAUGACGCACAAGGGCCAGGCGGCCAUCUCGAUGGACCGCUUCGAGGACGGCGGCAGCCGGCCAGGGUCCGGGCUCGCGACGCCCAGCAACGGGUUCGCGAGCCCCGUGCCCAGCAGCAGCGUCGUGUCGAGCGCCGUGCAGAGCGCCGUCAACUCGGGCGCCGAGGACAACUCGGAGAUGAAGUUCCGCGCGCGCAAGAAGAAGAAGAAGACCAAGAAGGAGCUCAAGGAGCAGGAGGUCCGCCGCCGGCUGCGGCACAUCGAGUGGCUCAACAGCCCCAAGGGGACGCCGCACCCGCCUGAUACGGAUGACGAGGAUAAUUAG
Molecule: messenger RNA, 3390 nt
Organism: Thyridium curvatum
Lineage: Eukaryota; Fungi; Ascomycota; Sordariomycetes; Thyridiales; Thyridiaceae
Exons: 2
Coding region: 1-3390 (1129 amino acids)
Molecular function (GO): ATP hydrolysis activity; ATP binding
Source: RefSeq, a predicted model, not a curated record